Molecule: messenger RNA, 2808 nt
Organism: Thamnophis sirtalis
Lineage: Eukaryota; Metazoa; Chordata; Lepidosauria; Squamata; Natricidae
Source: RefSeq, a predicted model, not a curated record
GCCUGCUCAGAAGAAAGGUGAAUCUUUUUCUGAACACCAAACAUGACCUCUCCAAAUUCUGCUGCGGGUUCCCCCGAUUGUGGGGAUGUUUCCAUCAUCUUCGUGGGGAAAUCCAAUGUCGGGAAAUCGGCUCUUCUUAAUGCUGUACGAGACAUGACUGAAGGGGAUGUGGGAUCAGCCCCUGUGGGGGCUCCGGUGAAAUCUGAAAAGCCCAUCAUGUACCCCGACCCGAUUUAUAAUAAUUUACUGCUGUGGGAGCGGUCGAUGGAGGGCGAGGGCCACGCGGAUCAAUGGAUGAGGGAGGCCGACCUGAUUGUCUUGGUGACCGAUGACAGGUUUGAGGAUUCUCACGCCCGCCUUGUGUUGGAGGCCCGGCAAGCCGGCAAAAAGGUCUAUUUUGCCCGGAGCAAGGCUGAUCUGGAACUUCACACUCUCAAACGGUUGAUGGGGCAGCGUUACGAUCGGUCGGAAGUCCUCCGGGCACUCCGGGAGGCCUGUACCGAAUCUCUGGGAACCAUCCCUCUCGUGGAUCCCUUUGUAUACCUGAUCUCUGCUUUUGAGCCUGGCGCCCUCGAUUGCCCACAACUGCGGGAAGAUUUGCUGAAGGACCUGCACCAGUAUGAAAGAUUACAGAAGCCCACUCGCUUAAGCUUCGAAGAGUUCAGCGAAAAAGAGAUCGCCGAGAUCCAGGAAGCCUACGAACUCGGGGGCCUCUCCGAGGUGGUGACCCGAAUCCAGUGCAGUUUGGAAACCAUCUGGAAUGCCCAGCUGGAUAUUGCGAUCACCGGAGAAUCGGGCGCUGGGAAAUCCACUUUCGUCAACGUCUUGAGGGGCAUGACUGACGAAGAGGAAGGGGCGGCCGCCACGGGCGUGACAGAGACCACCAUGCAGCCCACGGCGUAUCCUUAUCCCGGGCAUGCCAACGUCGUCCUGUGGGAUCUCCCCGGUAUAGGAACACCCAACUUCUUGGCCGAUAAAUACUUAGAAACGGUGGAGUUUUCCCGCUACGAUUUCUUCAUCAUCCUGGCUUCCGAACGGUUUAAAGAAAACCACGUCCGUUUGGCCCAGGCCAUUGUCCAACAGGGGAAGCAGUUCUACUUCGUGCGCACCAAGAUAGACAACGACUUGGAGGCCGAGCAGAGGAAGAAGAAUCCGCCCGCGGAAGCCGAAGUUCUGGAGGUGAUCAAGAAGGAUUGCCAGAGCAAGCUUUCCAAGGCUGGGCUGAGCGACGCCAAGGUGUUCCUUCUCAGCAAUUUCUACCUCGACAAGUUCGACUUCCAGGCUUUCGAGGAAACUCUGGAGCAAGAGCUGCCCGCCCACAAGCAACAGGCUUUUCUCCUCUCUCUGCCCAACGUCUCCACCGUGAUCAUCGAGAAGAAGAAGAAGGUCCUUCUGCAGGAGAUCUGGAAAGUGGCUUUGAUUUCCAGCUUGGUAGCUGCUGUCCCGUUGCCGGGCCUGGCCUUCGCCUGCGACGUAUCCAUUUUGCUCAAAAAGUUGUCCAGUUACCGGCAAGACUUCGGCCUCGACGCCGCAUCUUUAUCCCGUCUGGCUGAGCGCUCCGGGAAGUCCAUGGAAGUCCUGAGAAAGGAAAUACGCAGUUGUUUAGGACGUAGCAUCAACAAGGAUGUGGUGAUCAGUUUGCUGGGCAAGGCCACCGGGACAGGCCUGAUGGUAGCCAAUCUUUUCCUCCAUCGGUUCCCCAUUUACGGAGCCCUGGCCUCUGGGGGCAUCUCUUUCCAUACCACCUGCUCCAUGUUGAGACAAUGCCUAGAAGAGCUGGCCGAUGACUCCCAGCGCGUUCUUAUGAAGGCCUGCGAAAGUCACGCCGGACCUGGCUAAAGACAGUUUACCCAUCUGGUCCCCUCCAGCUAGAGUUCCCGUCAUUCUCCGCUGGCCCGGCUUUUGGCUGUAGUAGAAGGACUUCCUUUGUUCCCAUUUCUGAUCCCUCCCUGGAUGUCUUGCCUUGUCGUGGAGGUCUUCCCUUACCUUCCAUCCCUCUAGCAAGCUCCUCAGCACUGUGGCCUGUAAAAUCUUGAGGACUAGGAACAAGCGCUUGCUUUGGCUUUGAUGUUCUGGAGACAAGAUUUAGACAAGUUCCCUUUGUCUGAGAAGGUUCCAUCGGCCCUACGGUUAUUUAUUGUUUUAAAUAUUGUAUUGUUCCUCUCUCUUCUGGCACGGACAUGCUGAGUUUGAAUGAAAUUUAAGGGUUUUUUGUGGCCAAUUACUGCCCCUAGCCUUAGGAUGACGAUUCAGAAGUGUGGAAGGAGGAGGGGAAAGAAGGGGCACGAGAUCUAAUCAUAUUUUCCAGAAUUAGAUCCCAGUCUAAGCCAUGGAGCUAUCCAAUUGGAAGGCUUGGUUGGAGCACAAGGUUGAAUGUAAGAUUUCGACCUAAUUUCAUAAAAUUGCUUUGUUUACAGUGGCACUCCCUUGGCUUGCCACUAGAGGGAGGUGCUGUCUGUUUAUUGGAAUUAAAAAAAAAACAGGUCAAGUGGCAGGCUGGUGAAUUCUGGGAAUUGAAGUCCACACUUGAGGUUGCAAAACAUUGAUCUAGAAUACACGUUGAAUUGCAAUUGGUGUGUGUCUGUGGAGGGGUGUGUGUGUGUGCGCGUGAGCAUCAAAUGUAUAUAAAAUGGCACGCUGUGCAAAGGAUCAAACAAAACCUUUCCCUCUCUCUUUCUUCCCAUGCUGUAGAAACAUUUCCCCAAACGCCAUUAAUAAAAAGUAGAGAAAUACAAUUAUGUCUCAAAUAAUUCUUUGAUGUGCCAUCCCAUGUGGAUAUCAUUGGAGCAGCUUAGUCGUGCCUCCUGG